Trichoderma asperellum CBS 433.97 is the source of this 888-nucleotide messenger RNA. RefSeq lists its product as uncharacterized. Lineage: Eukaryota; Fungi; Ascomycota; Sordariomycetes; Hypocreales; Hypocreaceae. The record is from RefSeq and is a predicted model, not a curated record. Gene Ontology annotation, biological process: regulation of DNA-templated transcription. Gene Ontology annotation, molecular function: DNA-binding transcription factor activity.
AUGCCUCGAAAGUUCAUAACACAAGAUGUUAAGGACCAAAAUCGUGAAAGCCAACGGCGUUCCAGAGCCCGGCGCACCGAAGUGAUGAAUGAUCUAAAGAAGCAGGUGGAAGCCUAUCAGCAGCAAGGUGCAGCGGCGUCUUUAGAGAUGCAAAAAGUAGCUCAAGCAGUCGCGUUUGAGAACCAGCGCUUGAGAAACUUGCUCAACAUGCACGGAGUAUCACAAGACGAUAUCCACCGAUACAUUUCAAUGCCUUCAAUUCCUUCAUCUUUUACACAGGCCAGUCUAUAUGGACCUAGUUCCCUCAGAUGCAGAGCUUGUGGGAGCACAGCUAUUGUGGCAGAAAAACUUCCAGUUUCGAUAUCGGCAAAGAAAUCUUGUGCCAGUUCAAGCAUCUCGCAGGAAGAGGCUAUUCAUCCACAGCCUUCAACUUCCGUGCGAUCCGAGGCUACUCAAAAUCGCCACACAGAUAAGAUUACAAUAGCGGCCGCUCCAACAGCACUCGCUCUGCCGCGACCAAGAUCCAUUAUCUCCCAUGCAUUUGAGGAUAAGAGCGGUCAAAAAGAGCUAAUUAAUAAACACCAGUCUGAAAAUCGCGCAUCUUACGCAGACAAAGACAAAGACAAAAUUCGCGAUGGCGAGAGCGAGACAUCCUUGGACUUUGAGACUCCUCCCUCAACGCCUCAGCGCGACCCUCAUUGUGCAUCUGAGAAGACCGGUCAUAUUGACGCCAUGGAAACGUCUUGCGAUACCGCAGCAUCCAUUCUCGUGGAUCUUCACCACCAUGCAGAUGCUGAACGCGCUCGUGCUGCUCUAGGCUGCAAGGGCCCAAACAGCUGUACUGUCAACAACAUCAAGAUAUUUCAAUUACUGGAAAACUUUUCUUGA